AUGAUCAUUCCCGUCAGGUGCUUCUCUUGCGGCAAGGUUGUUGGAGAUCUAUGGGAACGCUACCUACAGCUUCUAGAUGAAGGCAUUCCAGACGGUGAUGCUAUGGAUCAGCUGGGCUGUAGAAGAUAUUGUUGUCGCAGGAUGAUCAUGACCCAUGUCGAUUUGAUCGAGAAACUUCUCAGGUAUAAUCCCACCGAGAGGGAUCGGGCGAAGUCUCAAAUAUGAAGCGGUACCGAUCAUAUUUCACAGCUCUCCAAAAAUGCCUGUUGCCUCGACCUUUUCCCGAUGACCUCCAUACAAUCCUUCUGGAAAUGCGGCCCUGCUGCUCCCCAUUCUCGGUGGCUACGAAAAGAAAAGGGCUUUGCAAAAGGUUUUAUCUGUGUUAAUGUCAGUGGCGAUUGACUUUAAACACUCCAAGUCCCUUCAUCUGUGGUUUUCAAUGGUUUCCUAGUGGUUUUCAGCGGUUCUCUUCAUUCUUGCACGAACUCUUUCGGUCAUGUCGGCAGUCUUACAUGCGUAGUUUAUUAUCCCAUUGGGUUCUUUUGUCUGGUUUUGUUUUUGAGUCAUAGAAUUAUGCAGUGGCAAGGAACGCCUGCACAAGCAGUUCAUUCAACUAAUGUAAUCAAGAUUGGUUCACUUGACU
This is a messenger RNA of Aspergillus japonicus CBS 114.51, 643 nucleotides long. Its product is annotated as DNA-directed RNA polymerase core subunit RPB10. NCBI's taxonomy places the organism in Eukaryota, Fungi, Ascomycota, Eurotiomycetes, Eurotiales, Aspergillaceae. Gene Ontology annotation, biological process: transcription by RNA polymerase I; tRNA transcription by RNA polymerase III; transcription by RNA polymerase II. The record is from RefSeq and is a predicted model, not a curated record. The transcript is spliced from 4 exons. Gene Ontology annotation, cellular component: RNA polymerase II, core complex; RNA polymerase III complex; RNA polymerase I complex. Bases 1 to 225 code for a protein of 74 amino acids. Gene Ontology annotation, molecular function: DNA-directed RNA polymerase activity; DNA binding; zinc ion binding.